Molecule: messenger RNA, 513 nt
Organism: Fraxinus pennsylvanica
Lineage: Eukaryota; Viridiplantae; Streptophyta; Magnoliopsida; Lamiales; Oleaceae
Source: the annotation of a GenBank genome assembly
AUGAUCAUUCAUGGCUCUAGAUUGAAUAGACAAGCUAAGGUGCCAGAUAUUGUUGAGGGUGAUGAUUGGAGAUGGCCAUUAGCUUGUUCCCCAGCGUUGUUUGAAUUGAUGCAAAGUACGCUUGAUACUUUUCGGCCGGAUAGUACUAGAGAGGAUAUCUUGCGAUGGGUGGAAAAUGUGCACGGAGUAUUCUCUGUUCAGAGUGCUUGGGAGCCUCUUCGACUCCGUUGCCCUAGGGUGACCUGGCAUCAUAUUGUAUGGUUCCCUAAAUGUAUCACCCAUCAGGCUUUUAUCCUUUGGCUAGUUAUCCAAGACGGCCUUUAUACACAGUUAAAGCUUCUUCGAUUUGGUUUGUUACAGUCUAUGCAUUGUGUGCUAUGUGGUUGUUCGGUGAAGGAUUUAGAUCAUCUUUUUUUAUCUGUCCAUUUUCUGAGCGCGUUUGGCAUGCUAUGCAUGCUAAAUGUAACUUGCCUUGGGUUCGGCGGAGUUGGGCAGAAACUCUUUCUUGGAUGA